Messenger RNA from Ochotona princeps (American pika), 909 nucleotides. RefSeq names its product olfactory receptor 14L1-like. Gene Ontology annotation, molecular function: odorant binding; G protein-coupled receptor activity; olfactory receptor activity. The transcript has a single exon. Gene Ontology annotation, biological process: G protein-coupled receptor signaling pathway. The record is from RefSeq and is a predicted model, not a curated record. Lineage: Eukaryota; Metazoa; Chordata; Mammalia; Lagomorpha; Ochotonidae. Gene Ontology annotation, cellular component: membrane. The coding region runs from base 1 to 909 and encodes 302 amino acids.
AUGCCAGUGUCUGUGGUGUGGUGGCAACAAACUGCUUGUGGCACCCUGUUUCUGCUGAUUCUGCUGGCAGCUGUCUUUGGCAAUCUCCUCAUUAUCACUGUUGCCACUUUGGACCAGCGUCUUCACAGUCCUAUGUAUUUCUUCCUCAAGCACUUGUCCUUCCUGGACCUCUGGUACAUCCUGGUGACUCUCCCCAAGGCCACCGUGGACAGCCUGACAGGCAGCACGUCCAUCUCCUUCUGGGGAUGUGUGCUUCAGGUCUUCCUGGUGGUUGCCUUGGCUUGCACAGAGAUGGCUUUGCUCACUGUCAUGUCCUAUGAUCGCUAUGUGGCCAUCUGCCUCCCGCUACACUAUGAGGUCAUCAUGAGCAGGGGCAGCUGUGUCAGCAUGGUCACCUGCUGUUGGCUUAGUGGUGGACUCUCGGGAGUCCUGCACGCGGCCACCACCUUCUCCUUGCCCCUCACAGCUUCUGGCGAGCUUCAUCAGUUCUUCUGUGAGAUCCCUCAGCUGCUCCGACUCUCCUGCUCAGAUGACUACCUGGCUGAGGUCGGAGCGGUUGCCGUCACGUCCUCUUUGAGUUUCAUCUGCUUUCUCUCCAUCACUCUCUCCUAUGUUCACAUCUUCUCAGCAGUGGUGAGGAUCCCGUCCGUGAAGGGCCAGUCCCGAGCCUUCGCCACCUGCAUCCCUCACCUGGCCACGGUGACUCUUUUCCUCGGUGGUGCCGCCAUGGCCUACCUGAAGCCAGUGGAGGAGGUGCCUUCGGCCUUCAGCCUGCUGGUGUCUUUGUUCUAUACAGUAGUCCCCCCGACUCUCAAUCCUCUCAUCUACAGCCUAAGGAACAAGGACAUGAAGGCUGCUGUAAAGAAGUGUAUACAGAUUACAUCACUGGAUUCCCUCAGCUCUGGAUAG